AUGAUAUUCCUUGUAUUCAUCUCACUUUUUAUCGAUACAUAUCACAGAUUCGAACCCAUUCAGGCUAUUAUGGCGAUGAAACGGGUUGUCGAUUGGCGCAAGUUGCCGGUAAGCCUCACCGAGCUCUGUAUCGACACAACGCUGCGAUGCGGCCAGUCAUUCAGGUGGCGAAAGCUCAACGACGAAUGGAUAUGCACAUUACACGGGAGAAUAUUGGCUUUGAAGCAAGACGAAACUCAUUUGCACUACAAGGUCACCUGGCCAGAACGUCAAGGAGAACGCUCUUCGCCUAGCUCCUCUACCAAAGAUUUACCACUCAGAAAGGACGAUACUGAGGAUCUCCUUCGCCAUUACUUUAGCUUGGAUAUAGAUCUCGCCUCCUUGUAUCAGCAGUGGUCGAAAGAUGAUCCAAAUUUUCGCAAAAAGGCACCCAAAUUUGCAGGAGUGCGCAUUCUAAACCAGGACGCAUGGGAGGCGCUGAUAUGCUUCAUAUGCAGCAGCAACAAUAACAUUUCUCGAAUCUCCCAAAUGGUACACAAGCUUUGCAAGCACUAUGGCCCGUUUAUUGGUCAUGUAGAUGGAGAAGCCAUGCAUGACUUCCCUACUCCAGAGUCUCUGAAUCAAAAGAAAGUUGAGGCUCAUUUAAGAGAACUCGGCUUUGGGUACCGUGCCAAGUAUAUCGCAGAGACGGCUCGCAUUAUUGCCCAGGAUAAACCCUCGGCAUGGCUCGACUCUCUACGCAACCCAGAUUUUCCUGCAUUCAACGCCGUUGCAGUAGCAGAUAGACCAUCAUCUACCUACAAAGACGCCCAGUCUGCGCUACUCUCUCUCACCGGCGUGGGCCCAAAGGUGGCCGACUGUGUCUGCUUGAUGGGCCUAGGGUGGGGAGAAUCGGUGCCGGUGGACACACACGUCCUACAGAUUGCCCAGCGAGAUUAUCGUUUUGGCAAAAAGGGGCCUAAAACGAUAAACAAGGCCAUGUACGACGCGAUUGGUGACCAUUUUCGAAGAAUAUGGGGCAAAUAUGCGGGCUGGGCUCAUUCAGUCUUGUUCACAGCCGAUUUACGAGAGUUUUCAAGUCGCAUGAAAGAAGAAAAGGGCGAAGGAAUUUUUAUUAAAGAAGAGAUUUUAGCUGCAGAAGAGAUACCAAAGGGGAAGAGGAAAGCAACCGUGGAAAUUGAGAAAAAGGUACAUGUGAAGGAGGAGGAUGAUACGAAGGAGACAGUAAUAUUGGAAAUAGACACAACAGUUAAAAGGCGACGCACUAGGGCUCGGCCAUGA
Messenger RNA from Trichoderma gamsii, 1281 nucleotides. Its product is annotated as N-glycosylase/DNA lyase. Gene Ontology annotation, molecular function: damaged DNA binding; 8-oxo-7,8-dihydroguanine DNA N-glycosylase activity. The transcript is spliced from 3 exons. Bases 1 to 1281 code for a protein of 426 amino acids. Gene Ontology annotation, biological process: nucleotide-excision repair; base-excision repair, AP site formation; base-excision repair. Lineage: Eukaryota; Fungi; Ascomycota; Sordariomycetes; Hypocreales; Hypocreaceae. Gene Ontology annotation, cellular component: nucleus. The record is from RefSeq and is a predicted model, not a curated record.